Talaromyces atroroseus is the source of this 1155-nucleotide messenger RNA. RefSeq lists its product as hypothetical. Lineage: Eukaryota; Fungi; Ascomycota; Eurotiomycetes; Eurotiales; Trichocomaceae. The transcript is spliced from 2 exons. The record is from RefSeq and is a predicted model, not a curated record. Gene Ontology annotation, molecular function: protein binding. Bases 1 to 1155 code for a protein of 384 amino acids.
AUGGCGGGUGUUGCCCUGCCCUACUCGGCAAGUGCCGUGAUACAUAGGUCUUGCAAUGACUAUUUCUUUAGGCCUUUGAAUAGCGUCAGACUAAUUUCUCAGCUGAAUUCUCAGCACCGCAACUGGCACCGGGCAUCGCGAAACAUGGAAAAGUCAUCGCUACCCAGAUUGCCCAACGAACUACUGGGAAUUGUGAUAGAAAAUGCCGACGGUCCGACGCGUGCCUCGCUUGCACGGACGUGCCAUGCCCUCAACGCCCUGGCGACCCCGUACCUAUACAGGUGGGCAGAUAUCAAACAAGGCAAGAGCAAUGAGUUCAUGCGCACUGUCUCAAAUAAAUAUGCCAGCUUAGUCCAUCAUGUCACGGUGGUGAUCGAUGAUCAGGAGACUUCUCCUUGUCGCAUUGUGCCGUGUCUAGACAAACUAGAGAGCCUACAGAGCCUCGAAUUGACCGGAGGCUACUGGAUGUGGGACGAUGAAGAUGAAGACGGCGAGGAAUGGGAUACUCUUGAAGAGAUUCUAUGGAAUUAUCUUGAAAGGGCAUCCUUAAAACAAACUGCAGAAUCCAGGGUCUCGGAGAACCUUCGGUCACUGACACUUGACCGGUGCGAAAACAACGGACAAGGCGCGUUUCUUCAUUACUCCCACGUCUUCAUCAUACCGCAACUUCAUCAUCUGACACUACGAGGCUUCAUGUUGGAGGAGGCCGACGGCGACUUCGAACCUCAGUUUGAAAGGCAGACGGAGCUCAAAUCUCUGCGGAUCGAGCGAUGCUUUGUGAGCUUUCCAGCUUUACGAUCGGCGCUACGUGCUCCGCGUGCGUUGCGAUACCUUAGCAUCGGCCAUGCGGAAUAUUACUCACACCAUGAGUUGCAAAACGUACAACCCAAUAAUGCGACCUUGGCUGACUUUAUGGACGCCUUGCUGUUGCAUCGCGAGUCAUUGGAGGAAAUUAGAGUUGUUGUUGAAGAUCACUAUGGCACUUCACAUGGUGAAUUUGGCCCGACGAUUAAUCAUCCGAGCUUCCACGCCUGUGCGAAGCAGUUUGCAGAACUGAAGCGCUGGGAAGGCUGUGACAGGCGCACGUUGGCAUAUUACCUGGGUGGGUUGUCAUAUGGUUCAUCAUCAUCAUCAGAGGAUGAUGAUGAUGACUGA